CUGCCGCUGCUCCCGUCCUCCUCCAACCCGACACCUUGACCUGCUCCAACUCGUCGACGUCCCACCUGUUCUCAUCCUUUUAAUAUCCCGUUCCCUGACCUUUUUUUUGUCACUUCUCACUUCUUGUCCGUUCCCUUCCCCAGUGACAAUACUUCUUGAUUUACUAAGUUUCUAAGUUUGAUUUAAAAAAAAAAAAAAAACAUUCUCCUAAACCCAGACGUUAAACUUGCUGUUAUGGAAGAUGACAAGGAAGAGCUGCCCGGCACCAUGCCCGUAAACAUGGGGCCAAUGGCUGCGCCCGAGAGUGACCACAAGACUAUCACGGUGGACUACGCUGACGAAAAUGACGGCGGCAUCGGCGUCUGCGGCUGGAUCCUCACUGGGCUCUCGUGGAUCCUCGUCCUGGCCACGAUGCCCUUCUCCUUCUGCGUCUGCUUCAAGGUGGUGCAGGAAUACGAACGCGCUGUCAUCUUCAGACUCGGACGACUUCUGCAGGGAGGCUCCAGAGGGCCAGGAAUCUUCUUCAUCUUGCCAUGCAUUGAGUCCUACAGCAAGGUUGACUUGCGGACCAGUGUGUUUGAUGUACCGCCCCAAGAGGUGCUGACGAAGGACUCCGUGACGGUGAGCGUGGACGCCGUCGUCUACUACCGUGUGAGCAACGCGACCGUGAGCGUGGCCAACGUGGAGAACGCCCACCACUCGACGCGGCUCCUCGCCCAAACCACCCUCAGGAAUAUGCUCGGAACGAAGAACCUGCACGAGAUCCUGGGCGACCGUGAGUCCAUCUCGAGCGACAUGCAGGGAGUGUUAGAUGAUGCCACAGAGAACUGGGGCAUUAAAGUGGAAAGGGUUGAAAUAAAAGACGUCCGACUGCCUGUCCAACUGCAGAGGGCGAUGGCCGCCGAGGCUGAAGCAGCCAGAGAGGCCAGAGCUAAGGUUAUCGCUGCCGAAGGAGAGCAGAAGGCCUCUCGCGCCCUCAAGGAAGCUGCCGAGGUCAUCUCUCUCUCGCCGGCCGCCCUCCAGCUACGAUAUCUUCAGACGCUAAACACAAUUUCAGCCGAGAAAAAUUCCACCAUCAUAUUCCCGCUCCCCAUAGACUUCUUACAACAUUUCUUCAACAACAAAGAGUGACCGGGAGGUGGUGCUUCUGCGGCCGCCGGGAUAGAGAGCGCCCCAACCCAUGCCUGUUUCUGAAACGUUUUUAUACAGCUCUAUAAAUAAAGCUCAUAGACAGUUGCCUAUACAUUAGCGAUUAUAGAUUAGCUCAUAACAAAAUAAAAAAUAAAAAAGAAUAUAUUAUAUGAUGAAUUCACAGUAGUAGAUUCGUUGUUUGGGGGGAAAUCUUGAGGGCUGGAUUAUGGUAGAUACCUUGGUCAGGUUAGACAAAACGGGGAGAUUAUGUAUCGGUGAGUGAAAACAGAGCUACCAUUACUUCACAUGUAUUCAUUCUUGUUUUAUUCACAUAUUAUAGACUGGCUGUCCUUAUUUGUUCAUAUUUCUGAGUACAACCUGUUCAUUGUUCAAGUCAAAUGUUUCUUAUUUACGCAUAUUCACUGCGGAAUCCUGCAGAGCCACAAAGUCCUAUUAUUUUUUUCACAGAUGCUAAAAGCAUUUAAAACUUGUCCUAGAAGUUCACACCGGAAUGAAUACACAUUCUAAGCAGUGCACAGAUUUCACGUUAAUGCAUGCUUUUUUUAUAUAAUAUUAAAAAAAGUUGUUACCACGAGCAAUGUUAACAUUAUAUUGGAUAUCACUAAACGGCAGAAGUUAUUUACGAAAGUAUCGGAGAGAAUCACGUAUUCGAAAUCCACGUUGCCUAAAAGCAGGUAGGCAAAAGCGUUGAGUUUCAGGGGGGGAAAUUAUGUGAUAAAAGGGGUUUUCAUUGAGCUCGUGUUCAUCUUUCAUUGAUUUUAUUCUGAUUCUUUUUUUUCUUACCAUUAUUAUUUCUUUUACAAAUCCGACCUGCUUUUGUAAAUAGGUCAUCAACGAAGGUAGUGUAUAGUAACUCUUGAUUAUAUCACAUUAUAACGGAAAAAACUACUAUGUAAAGUCCACUACUGCCUCUGUUAUUGAGGCGCCGCCUAUCUAUACCCAGACUGAAGCAGAGUUAUAUAUAAAUAUAUAUAUUUAUUUUACUGACCCUAACACUAAAUAGAUCAAUUAUAUCAUUUCUAAGAGUCGAAAGAUUGCGCGCGUCCUUCUUGGUCUUCAUAGGAUAGACACUUACGAUUCUAAGUUAGAUUUCAGUCAAUCACUGGAAUGAUAGAGGAAUAUUGAGUAUUGUGACACGGCGACUCCGAGACCUUUGUCUUUGAGUCUCGCACGGCUUCAGUGUCUGGCUGGAGCGUCGGGGGGGGUUGCUCCCUCUCCCCACCUGAGCUGUGAAUUCCCACGUUGACUCAUGACUCAGGCAAUUGCUUCUUUAAGGGAUUUUACGCUAAGACGAUGAUGAAGAUUCUGGUCUUUAUGGCUGAUUUAUUUUUAUUCCUAUUUUCUUUUCUUUUUUUUCCUUUCGGUAUCUCCUCUCCUUCGCUAGACAGUGAACUCUUGCGUCUUCUCUUCAUCUACCACCAGAAUUCUCUCUGGCUGUGUAAGUAAUAACUCUGAUAGGAAAUAAUGAAGAAAAAAAAACUCUUCUUCCAGGCGAGUGUUUUUAUCGCUUAAUGACAAAAGAAAAAUAAUAAUAAACACAGUUUCAAAAUUAGCAGAUAUAAUCACAAUAAGAAUUACAACGCUAAUAAUAAACCGUACUUCCCGUUUGUAGAAGCAACACAGUUUUUACAGAGAGCAACGGAAUGCUGUGAUCCCAUAUAUUUUUGUAAUAUAUUCCGGGACGCAGUGAUAUUGAACACAUGUACACUACAACCCCAUAGGCUCCCUUUGCUUUGAUCACCUAGAAUCUUUUUAUUUGGGGAAAUGGGGAGGGUGAAGGGUAAAGAGGUUUGAAAGUUUACUUAAUAACCUAAAUCUAUCAAAGGGUGAGGGAAGACUGAACCUAUUCGGAUCGAGUUUUAUCCCGUUUUAAGGCGUUUUAGAAUAUUUAGAGUGAUAGGACAUACCGACUCUGUAUCGAUAGAGUGUGGACUUGAACUAAUAAGUUGAUUCCCUAUAAUUUUAAAAGAUAAAAAGUAACGUUUUUGAAAUACUGGUUCAGGGGAUGGAAUUAUAGUGUAAAGGCCAGUUGUAGAAGUGCGCUUUCCCGAUGAUUAAUGUUAUGCAGAUACAAUCAAAUUAACUGAAUUUUUAAGUGGUUCUUCACUAGUUAAGCGCCACCUAAAAAAAGUGUUUGCAAUCAUGAACGACAAGAUACAUUUGUGCAUGGUUUUAUGAGCGAUUUGUGACCUCUUGAACGCAAUGCACUUAAAUGCUUGCAACGUCGAAAGUGACAAAAGAAAAAAAAAAGAAAAAACUGGAUUAUGACAGAAAAUAAUGGUGUGAUAAAAACAUGAUGUCCCCUAAUUGUAAUGCGCUUUAUCGGGCAAUAGUACUUCAUGUCCCAGAUACUGUAUCGAGAUAUUAAAAGGGAAAAACGCAAA
Penaeus chinensis is the source of this 3536-nucleotide messenger RNA. Its product is annotated as band 7 protein AGAP004871-like. Gene Ontology annotation, cellular component: plasma membrane. The transcript has 10 exons. The coding region runs from base 235 to 1131 and encodes 298 amino acids. Lineage: Eukaryota; Metazoa; Arthropoda; Malacostraca; Decapoda; Penaeidae. The record is from RefSeq and is a predicted model, not a curated record.